Molecule: messenger RNA, 537 nt
Organism: Fonsecaea erecta
Lineage: Eukaryota; Fungi; Ascomycota; Eurotiomycetes; Chaetothyriales; Herpotrichiellaceae
Exons: 1
Coding region: 1-537 (178 amino acids)
Source: RefSeq, a predicted model, not a curated record
AUGACCAAAUUUAACUUGAGCUCACUCGCCGGCCACCAUUCAGACUCGCCGGCCGGCACAGAAAACCCGGUCGCUGCUGAACCACAUCACAGGCGUGACUCAAAGCUUAGUCACAUCAUGGACUCGAUCCGGCACUCGCUUGCGCAUGAGCAUGAGAAGCUACCUGGCGGCAGCCAAAGUCAACCACAAACUGUCUCCGCAAACGGCGAAUCAGGCAACAACGGCUCACUCAGUCCUUCGUUGCAGGCCGUAGCCUCAUCCAAACUCAACGAAAACAACAUGGGCGAGCAUUCCCAUGAACUAGAUAACUCCUGGGGCUGGCCGGGUCUUGGUACUUACACAUCGAGCACACCCGAAGCUCCCACAGCAUCCGACUCAGGUGCCCCAUCGACGUCAAGACAAAACUCAGUGGCGAAAGGAAAGGAGUCUGAGCCGGCAAGGAGAGAAUCGACGACGUCCCAUGCCAGCAAGAAGAGCACCGACACUCAGACUGGGUGGCCAGGCUUAGGCCCCUUCCCAGAAGACGUCGAAAAAUAA